Molecule: messenger RNA, 413 nt
Organism: Oppiella nova
Lineage: Eukaryota; Metazoa; Arthropoda; Arachnida; Sarcoptiformes; Oppiidae
Source: the annotation of a GenBank genome assembly
AUGUACUGCAGUGGCGUUUGGCGACACAUUGUCGUUCCCAUACAUGUAGUACCCGUUCACGAGAUUAUCUUAGACUCUGCCUCUACUUCUACCUCUAACUCUGACACUAACUCUAAACUCAAUUCUGGUUCUAUGAAUGUCUCGAAUUACUCGUACUUCAGGCGAAUCCGGACGCGAUCUAACUCUCCUCUCACUCAUAAAAUACUUAACAAAACUUCAAACUCUGCUAAUAAUAACACCGCAAACAUUAAUACUAAAGCCAAACUCAGCAACUGGUAUGCAAUCAAUUGGUGUGUCGAAGCCAUUGGUUCGGUGACAGUCUGGCAGCUUGUCGUGUAAAAGACCCAAACGGACGCAGACUAACAGAGUCUUAUGCAGCAAAUCCAGCAAAACAGUCAAACCUUCCAUUCCUC